CUCCGACGGUAUUACAGACUACAGUGGCUUGUAAAGGAAUGGAAUCUUUGGAAAUUACACUUUGCUUGGUUUUGUCACGGUCCAGCCAUGAGUAAUAUACUAUAACAUAUCAACGUUUGUGUGCUAAUUUAUCAGCUAUAGAGUGAAAACCUCGUGCAAGAAAAAAAAAAAGUUUGUUAGAAGUCUAUUUAGAUUGCUGUCAAAUGUCAAACUAGCGUUCUACACGGAGUUAUCUCGCACCCAGAAUGAAUCGGAAACAAGAACCUGACACGAAGGAGACGAAAUUAAUGGGGAAGCACGCGGACUGCAACGUUAAUGGUUUUGACUUCUGCAACAGUCAUAACUGUCAUUCGGAAUAAUUUCCUUCCCGGUAGCUACAACAUUCAGAACGAACAACGUCCAGGUGGAUGUAUCUGCUGAGCCACACAUGGACAUGGAGUGUCCAGUAUGUCCCUCGUCCAAUCAGGAUGGCUGUGUCCUAGACCCACUUCAUGUCUCCGAGCCCAAACAGGUAGUAUCCCCUCCCUGUCUGAGGGUGCACCUGUACCACCGGGGCAGGGCCAAUAGCCCAGACCUCACCUAUCCUUCAGGGAACUAUGUGGCUGAGGAGCUGUGCAUCGAUGCGGCCAUGGCAUGCGGCCUGUCACCAAUGUACUGCAGCCUAUUUGGCCUGAUGAGGGAGAGCGACCGCAUGUGGUUCCCACCCAAUCACAUCCUCAAACUGGAAGAAUCAGCCAAUGAGAUGCUCCUCUUCAAAGUGAGGUACUACUUCCCUGGCUGGUAUAACAACAGAGUCUCCUGUGCCCACCGCUAUGGGGUCAACAAAGGACUGGAGAGCCCCGUCUUAGACGACACCGUCAUGUCCUACCUCUUUGCUCAGUGGCGUAGUGACUUUGUGGAUGGCUGGGUCAGUAUCCCAGUAAACCAUGAGGCCCAGGAGGAGUGUCUUGGCAUGGCUGUGUUGGAUAUGAUGAGGAUGGCUAAGGAGAGCAGCCAGGCUCCUGUGGACAUCUUCAAUGACACCAGCUAUAAGUCAUUCCUGCCCAAGGACAUACGUGCCCGUAUCCAGGAGUACCACUUUGUGACCCGGAAGAGGAUCCGCCAUCGCUUCAAGAAGUUCAUCCAACAGUUCUGCCAGUGUAAUGCCACCGCUCGCGAUCUCAAGCUCAAAUACCUGGCAAAUCUGGAGAUGCUGCAGCCAGCCCUCUACUCCGAGUGCUUCCGGGUCACAGAGACCUCGGCUGGAGAGGUCACCAUCGUCGUCACGGGUAACAAUGGAAUUCAGUGGUCCCGGGGGACGGAUAUGGAGAUAGAAAAGGGUUUCCAGACGUACUGUGAUUUCCCUGAGGUUAUAGACAUCAGCAUUAAGCAGGCCAACAAGGGCGGUGCUAUCGAGAGUCGUAUCGUCACCAUCAACAGACAGGACCAUCAGACUCUGGAGCUGGAGUUCCAUUCCCUGUCGGAGGCUCUGUCCUUUGUGUCUUUGGUGGAUGGCUACUACCGGCUAAUAGCAGACGCCCACCACUACCUGUGUAAAGAGACGGCGCCCCCUAAGCUGCUGCAGGCCAUUCAGAGCUACUGUCACGGCCCAGUUUCGAUGGAGUUUGCUAUCAGUAAGCUGCGACGGUCCGGGAAUCAUAAGGGUCUGUUCAUCCUCCGCAGCAGCCCUAAGGACUACAACAAAUACUUCCUGACCUUUGUGGUGGGGCAGAGUGACAGCCUGGUGGAGUAUAAGCACUGCCAGAUCGUGAAGACAGACCAGGGAGAGUACAUCCUCUCUGGGGCUAAGAAGAGCUUCAGCUCUCUAAGGGAGCUGCUCCACUGCUACCAGAAGGAGGCGCUGCGCUCUGACGGACACAUCUUCAAGUUCACCAAGUGCUGCCCGCCAAAGGCUAAAGACAAGUCUAACCUGUUGGUCUGCAGGGGUAACCAGGGCGCUGAGGUACCUCUCUCCCCCUCCCGCCACAGAGACAUUAGCCAGAUGGUGUUCCACAAGAUACGCAAGGAGGACCUUGUCAUUAAAGAUAGUCUGGGUCAGGGAACGUUUACUAAGAUCUUCUGUGGCGUGAGGAAGGAGCUUGGGGACUAUGGAGAGAUUCACCAGAUGGACGUCAUCAUCAAGAUCCUGGACAAGGCCCAUCGCAACUACUCCGAGUCGUUCUUUGAAGCCGCCAGUAUGAUGAGCCAGCUGUCCCAUAAGCACAUGCUCCUCAACUAUGGCGUGUGUGUCUGCGGGGAGGAAAACAUGAUGGUGCAGGAGUAUGUGAAGUUUGGGUCCCUGGAUACAUACCUGAAGAAGAAUAAGAGCUCUGUGAACAUCACCUGGAAGCUAGAGGUGGCCAAGCAGCUAGCCUGGGCUAUGCAUUACCUGGAGGAUAAGAACCUGAUCCAUGGAAACGUGUGUGCCAAGAACGUCCUGUUGAUCCGAGAGGAGGACAAGAAGACUGGGAACCCUCCCUUCAUCAAACUGAGUGACCCUGGAAUCAGCAUCACUGUCCUGCCCAAAGAUGUCUUGGUGGAGCGUAUCCCCUGGGUGCCUCCAGAGUGUAUAGAGGUGCCUAGACACCUGACUCUGGCCACGGAUAAGUGGGCCUUCGGUACAACCCUGUGGGAGAUCUGCAGUGGAGGAGACAAACCACUCAGCACACUGGACUGCUCCAAGAAACGGCUGUUCUAUGAGGACCGCCACCAGCUACCUGCUCCAAAGUGGACAGAGCUAGCCAAUCUCAUCAACAGCUGUAUGGACUAUGAGCCGUCCAACAGACCUUCCUUCAGAGCUGUCAUCAGAGACCUCAACAGCCUCUUCACUCCUGACUAUGAGUUGCUGGUGGAGAGUGACAUGGUGCCCAACAGGACCAGAGGGUUUGGGUUCCCAGGGUCUUUUGAGAACCAGGAGCCCGCUCUGUUUGAAGAGAGACAUCUCAUCUUCCUCAAGCAGCUGGGGAAGGGUAACUUUGGCAGUGUGGAGAUGUGUAGGUACGACCCUCUGCUCGACAACACAGGGGAGGUGGUGGCAGUCAAGAAGCUGCAGCACAGCACAGCCGAACACCUCCGCGACUUUGAACGGGAGAUCGAGAUCCUCAAGUCCCUCCAGCAUGACAACAUCGUCAAGUACAAGGGAGUGUGCUACAGCGCUGGUCGGAGGAACCUGCAUCUGAUCAUGGAGUACCUCCCCCACGGCAGUCUGAGAGACUACCUCGUCAAGAACAAGGAUCGCUUCGACUACAAGAAGCUCCUGCUCUACGCCUCACAGAUCUGCAAGGGCAUGGACUACCUGGCGACCAAGCGCUACAUCCACAGAGACCUGGCCACCCGUAACAUCCUGGUGGAGAGUGAGCUGAGGGUGAAGAUAGGAGACUUUGGGCUCACCAAGGUCCUGCCUCAGGACAAGGACUACUACACCGUCAGAGAGCCGGGAGAGAGCCCCAUCUUCUGGUAUGCCCCCGAGUCGCUGACUGAGAGCAAGUUUUCAGUGGGCUCUGACGUGUGGAGCUUUGGAGUGGUCCUCUACGAGCUGUUCACCCACAGCGACAAGAACUGCAGUCCUCCAGCCGUACGUCUCUGCGCUGUUAUUUUUCCUCUUCUACCUCACACGACCACUCUUCGUCUCUAUCACUUUUCUAACUCGACUGUCUCCCUCAACCUUUCUCUCUUUGAUACUGCCUACUUGUUCAAAAGGUGGAAAGAGCUCGAUUAAGACUUGUCGCAGUCA
Messenger RNA from Salvelinus sp. IW2-2015, 3712 nucleotides. RefSeq names its product tyrosine-protein kinase JAK2. Gene Ontology annotation, molecular function: ATP binding; growth hormone receptor binding; non-membrane spanning protein tyrosine kinase activity. Lineage: Eukaryota; Metazoa; Chordata; Actinopteri; Salmoniformes; Salmonidae. Gene Ontology annotation, cellular component: cytoskeleton; membrane; cytosol. Gene Ontology annotation, biological process: cell surface receptor signaling pathway via JAK-STAT; cytokine-mediated signaling pathway; growth hormone receptor signaling pathway via JAK-STAT. The record is from RefSeq and is a predicted model, not a curated record.